UUGUUGUAAACUCGCAAGAUGCAGAUGAUGCAUUUGCGCAUGACUCCAAUCGUUGGAGCAUGCAAAGGAUCGACUCCUACAUAAUAUUGUCGCCAGGACAACGCGAAGCGUUGUUAAGUCGAUGAGGUCCACGUGGCACCUUAGGCACCUCUACACCAUGUCCGACCCGCUAGCACCUACCGUGGAAGACAAGUUGAACGAUCUGAAUAAGAAAAUUGCAGAGAUCAAAAAGAAGAUUCAGCUAUCAGAGGGUCAAAGAAAAGCGAAUUUCGAAGAGUACGAAGCUACGAGACAUGAACAAGCGGAGAAAAUCGCAGCUCUCAAGCAAAGCGUCAAGGAGUUGUACAUGGAAUACGCGAAAACGAAAAACAACGAGGGAAAACCUGAGAACAGAAUUCACAUGAGUCGCGAGUCCUCGGCUUCUGGGAAAAGACGUAAUUUAAGCGAGACAAUUGCUAAAGCGCAGGAGGACAAUGUACGCUUAAGAAAGAAGCACGAUCUAAUUAAGUAUCAGCGCGAGAAGCGACAGCAGAAAUUAAGAUCGCUGCUGGAAGAAUAUAGCCAAUUAGUGAAUAAUAAAGCGCAGAAAGUGUUCAAGAAGAAGAUGGAAAUCCCGAUGAGAAAUAAAAUCGUGAAGCUAGAGGUACGCCUGGAACACAUCAGAAUGAUGCAAAUCAAAGCAAACUUAACACGGAUGAAGUAUCGAUCCACGCGUGCGGAUUUGAAAGAAAAGUCUGUGCUUUACGCGUCUUCCUUGAAGAGCCUGGAGGAUGAAAUAAGGGAGCAAGAGAACGAAGUAAAACGUCUCCAGGCAAGGCACGAAGUUUAUCGUCAAACUUUACUUUUAAACGUGUCUAGUGGAACAGAGCAAAAAUAA
Molecule: messenger RNA, 877 nt
Organism: Hylaeus anthracinus
Lineage: Eukaryota; Metazoa; Arthropoda; Insecta; Hymenoptera; Colletidae
Gene: CCDC151
Exons: 5
Coding region: 122-877 (251 amino acids)
Biological process (GO): outer dynein arm assembly; cilium movement
Cellular component (GO): cilium
Source: RefSeq, a predicted model, not a curated record